Messenger RNA from Heterostelium album PN500, 504 nucleotides. Its product is annotated as AraC family transcriptional regulator. The record is from RefSeq and is a predicted model, not a curated record. NCBI's taxonomy places the organism in Eukaryota, Evosea, Eumycetozoa, Acytosteliales, Acytosteliaceae. The transcript has a single exon. Bases 1 to 504 code for a protein of 167 amino acids.
AUGCAAUCAUUACCAGAAUUUAAAGUUGAUAUUGUCACACUUGAACAAAUUGAUGCUAUCGCAUUCUUUACCAACGGAGCUUACUUUAGCGAGACCGCUGCUGCCUCUUUUGGACGACUAGGCAAGUUCACCAAGGAAAACGUAUUCAAAUAUAACAAAUGGGUCGGUGUUUACUAUGAUGAUCCCGCCAAGAAACCAGCUGCCGAAUUGCGUUCUGCUGCAGCUGUUACCGUCUCCAAAGAGGUGUUGGAAUCACUCCGCUCCAAGAUGGAGGAAGCUGGAGGACAACAAAUUACAUGGGAAGCUGGAGAAUAUGCUGUGGUACAUUAUAUCGGGCCAUACACAGGGCUAUCAGCUGCCUACGACUUUAUCUAUACACAAUGGCUGCCACAAAACAAGAGAACAGCAGUUCCAGACUACCAUGCCUAUGAACACUACCUAAACGAUUGUACAGACACUGCACCAGCCGAUCUCCUUACAGAUAUCUUUAUUAAAUUACAAUAA